GAUUUGGCUUCCCCGAGAUCUCCCUUUUCGCUUCCCUUUUGCGAACCUUUGAGGAACAACUUCGGGCGAAGGAUGAGCUUAUUGCCUCCCUUAAAGGGACCGUUGAGGCAGCAAAAAAUGGGGCGGCGCAGCAUCGUGAGGCAAAAAUAAAAGCAACGGAGCAACUCUCAGAGGCGUGCGCGGCGCAGGAGGACCUCCGGAAUCAACUAUUGGCGAUCCAGCAAAUGAAUGAGGAGCUCCGCGGCAAAUUGGAUGAAAAAAACAAGAUUGUAGAAGAUCUGCAAGAAGCGAUGCAGCGUCUUGAAUCGGAUAAUACACGCCAAAUUUUUCAAAAGAUUGUUGUGCUAAGAAAACGUGAGGGCAAAUUAUUAGAGCGUUUGCGUCGUGCAAGAGAAACUCAAGAAGAGGCGUUGAGGUCAGAGAGAGCGAUGCGGGAGUACGUCGAUACCACCUUUAAGUCUCUUAAGGAGGCGUUAGAUAAUACGUCUACAGGAUUUGUUCUCCCGCGUUCUUCCGGUGUUAUUUGCGUAGAGAAAGAUGUUCUUGAGGAAGUCCAACAGCGGUUUGAAGGGGCGUUACGAGGAAAAUUAUUCAAGGAGGACUCUGCAUACCUUUUGCAGCUUCGUGAAAUCUAUCGUAACAUGGAACAAAUGGAAGAACUGAACGUCCUACGAGUCCGUGAAAAAGAUGGGGAAAAAAAAAUUGAAGAGAUGAAAAUUGAGAUGAAUGAAUUGAGAGCUGAAUUGGAGUGUCUCCGGAAAGUGCAUGAAGAAUCCCCCGACACUCAUCGGAAUGAAGCUUCGGAGGCCGCAAGAUGGGAAACAGAGGCCAUGACAUUACGUCAAAAGUGUACGCUUUACAUGAAACGUUGCGAGGACAAGGAACGAGAGGUGUCUACACUCGAAGCUGAACUUGGGGAGGCCCGGGAAGAGUUGGCGUUUUUGCAGGAACACAUACAUAAUGUCAGUUGUGGCAGUCGGAACGACAACACAACGGGUGUCACGCGGAAGCUGGGUGUUGUCCUUCAGGAGCAAAAAGAAGAAAUGUCACGACAACAACAAAAACAGGAGGAAGAAGAACUGCAAAUACAGCAGCAGUAUGAAACGAAGCAAAUUUGUCACGGGACCACUGCGGAUAACAAGGUGCGGCAACUAGAACGCGAUGUGGCUCGUCUGAAGUCCAUCAAUUUGGGUCUUUUGCAUCACUCUCUCGAUUUACAAGGGGAAUUCAAGCGUCUGGAGAUUCAACUAGAGGCCACAAAGCAAGAACUCUCGCUCGUACGAGACGCGGGAGAUUCCAGGAAAAUAAGCGACUUUGUAUCUGCUGCUAUUCAGCAACAUGCAGCGUUACGUAGGCAAAGUGAGUUGUCGUUGCUUCGAGCAAAACGGACUCGAAUGCAACUUUAUGCCUCCGAGGCAAAUCUGCGUGUGGCGGUGAAUGAGGCUACUUCGUACAGGCUUAGUGCGUUUCGUCUCUACCGAACCUAUGUUGCACAGAUGGUCUCUGUUUUGGACUAUGUUCGUGGCCUGCAACGAGGAGUGAAGGGUAGUAUUUCCCCGCAUCGUGUUGCAAUGAUGCACAAACGUUUUGUUGACGCUAUUGCAGAUGUUGAGCGCGGCCAGGCCAGACAAAAUGAGAUGGCUUCAAAGCUCGCUGAGAGUGACGGAAUGGUAAACCUUUUGCAGCAGCAAUUAGAUCUCCUCAAAGCAAAGGACUUUGAGGAGCGCGAAGAUGCACUUCACGCCAAACUGUUGACUUCCCUUUCUGCUGUUCGCGAAAAAGACAUGCGGCUUGUGGAGCUACAGGAGGAUCAUCAGUACAUGCAACAAAAAUUAAAAAGGGCUGAGUCGCACAUACAAAAUUUGACUGAGGAAUUGGCUCGUUUAGAGUUGCGGGCCGGUGGUAGUGUCUCACUAAAUGAAGACAUACUGCAGAAACUCUUGCAAUUAAAGGAAACUGUCUUUGCAAAGGUGGAAUCGCCGGCACUCAUUAUGCAAUCCAGUGGAGGUGGCUUAUGUGACAUGGAUGACGGGGGCGCAGACACCGCAAUUCAGGAGUACAAACUGGCACUUGACAAACAGGCGGAAUUAAAACGGGAAUUAAACUUGCUUAGAAAGCAAUGGGAAAAGGAAGUUUCCGAAAGCAAGAAGGCGCGUACCGAGACAGAGUCCCUAAAGGAGGAAAUGAAUCACCUCAGGGGACGUCUGCAGUACGCGCAACGACAAUUGGAAGAAGAACGACAAAAGGGAGAGGAGCGCGAGCGGCGAAUUAUACGAUCACAUGAAGCACAAGUAGAGGUAACACGUCGUGCAGCAGAACACAACAGUCAAUGUCUUCGGGACAUGUUACAGAAUAAAGAAGCGUGCAUCAAACAGCUUCAAGAACAACUUCAAUUAGAGCGAAGAAAGUAUCUUGAGUAUCAGCUUGAAGAAUCUUCACGCGUGGAGCGAUUACAUGAUCAUCUCUUCAAGGAGAAUAGCGCCAUGAUGGAGCGUUUCCGCGAGGCCAUUGACGGUGUGACGGAGAACUACACGUAUAGCACAACGACACAAGGGGCGACUGUGAGUGACGCAUCACCGGAUGGAGUGGCAGCACAACUUGCACUGCUUACGAAAGAGACAUUACGUCUAAAGGCGGAAUUAAAGGAUGCACGCAUGACAAACAUUAUGCUUGAGGCUCAACUGAACGAACAGGUGACAAAGUCACAGAAUCAGCUGCUGCAGCAGCAGCAAGGACCCAAUUACAGCGCUCAGCAGGCGCCACAGAAAGAAGCAACAGAUGAGGCUUCUGUGGUUGGCGUUAUUAAGGAUCAGAAUGCCAUAAUAGAGAGUUUGCGUCAACGCGAAUUUUCUCUUACCCGUGAAAUGCAACGAUACAGAAAUGAGAGGGAUUUGUUGGAGCAGCAGCUACAUGAGGUUCGCCAUACUAUUCUGGAGCAGGGUGGGGUCCUGAAGAGUGUCGCAGCUUUGGAAAUGACAGGUUCGUCGGUGGAACAAGAAUUACGGGCGCAGUUGAUUUUUGUGGAGAGUCAACUUGUGGAGACGCGGGCGCAGUUGGAAGAAGAGCGGCAAAGUGCGCGCCGACUGCAGGCGGAUACCAGUGAAUGGCGAUCUCAUCUGGAUGCCUUACGCGAGGAAGUUGUAAGGCAACAAGCUGACGUUGAGCGAGCUCGGCACCUUGUCGCUAUGAAUGAAGCUCUUAACGUCGAUAUGCGGCGGAUGGAGGAGCAGAAUGAGAAGCUUAUCCUGGCAACCAAAAUGCUAAAGGAGAAACUGAUUGAGCAGGCACAACAACGUGGUGAUGAUUCACGCAAGCAACAACAUGAAAUUGCGUUGGCGCAGCGGAUGGGUUCCAUUCAGUUGGAAUCCACUGAAAAGUUGAGGAUCGUGAACGAAAGGCUACACUCGAUCCAGCGGGAGCUCGAGGAGAAAGUCCGUCGAGAAGAGGAGGCUCUUAAGAAGCAUGAGGAGGCACAGCGAUUGGCGUAUGAUUUGCACCGACAGCUACAGGAGCGGGAAGAAGAAAUUUUGCGUCUUAAGCGCGAGUUGAGCGGCACCCGCCCCGCGUCUCUCCAUGCGGUGCGAAGCAAGCAUGAAAAGGGAAGGCAACUCCUGUAUACCGUGAAGGAGGGGAAACAGGACACAUAUGAGAGGGAAGAAAAAAUGCCAAGAAAUUUCUUGAAAGUUGAAAGUGCAGAGAAGCGAGAGGAAGAAAAGGUGCAAAAGCGGCCAGCACACCGUUCAACUUCUUCUUCCUCCGCUCCCAUUCGUGCAUUGCUUGCGGACGCGGACGCAAACAUUAUUGUCAAACCGCAGAUAGCAGCAAUGCUACAGCGAGAGAUUGAAAAGGCGCAGAGAAACAACAUGCAUGAAAUAUCAUCGUUGCGGGCGAAUGUACGCCGUCUUGAAAGCGACCUGGAAGAGGCUCGUCAACAACUACGAGGAGAGCGCGAUAACAGUCGCUCUCUGCGUGUCAUGGUUCAAAAUGCCCGACGUGAACUUGAGGAAAAAGAGCUUGCUCUGGUACGAACGUCUGCCAGUCGGCAGCAACGUGCCAAGGAGCAUCAGCAUGUUCAAGCCAAUUUUGUAACGGUUUCAAGUAAAACUCCUUUCACAGGUCCUACCGCGGUCGUUUCCCCCGUGCCAAAUACAGCCGUAUCAGGUGAACAAGAUCAGCUGCAGCGUCAAAGGGAAGAAAAUGAACAACUUCGACGCCAAGUUGAACGACUCAAGAAGCGUGUGGUGAACUUUGACAAUGUCGUUAGUGAAGCGGAAUCCUACAAGAAGGAGUUGACAGAUCUUCGGUGUCAGCAUCCGGAGUCUGUGGAUUCAGCUUAUAUGGCCUCCCCACUUGAUAUACGUUCCCACAAGCGGACUGUUCUCCAUUUAGAGAGUGUCAUUGACUCGCUUCGAAGAGAGCUAAGCGUCAAGAAGGAGAUGCAGAUGCGCAACUUGCAAGAACGUAUCGAUGAGUUGACGGUGGAGAAUCAACGUCUGGCGGCGGAAUUGAGCAGUCGCUCUCAAGCCACGCCCAAUUUGCAGCCCCCUAUAGCCCCGUCUAGGGCCGAGAACGGAAGUGAACGGGCAACUCUGCAGCGGGAAUUAUUGGAAAAGAACGGCAUUAUUCUUGAUCUCCGCUUUGAGCGUGAGGCGCUGCAACUUAAGGUUGGACGUCUGGAGCGACACAUUGAGGAAAUAAUUCAGGUAGACUCAACCAACACAAAACGCACGGGAACUUCACAGCAACGGAGUCGUGCCGAGGCGUUGGAGUCUUUGGUUGAAAAUCUGAAGCUUGUUGUCGAGCGUCUUCAGAAGGAGAACAAUGCGCUGAAGUCGAAGACUGUAAGUAUGUCAAAGCACAUGGAUCUUGUGCGAGAGCUUCGUGAACUCCGGCGAAGUGAACAAAAACUCCGCGAGCAUUCGGAGAUGUUGACAAGGCGCCUCU
Trypanosoma cruzi is the source of this 4944-nucleotide messenger RNA. RefSeq lists its product as uncharacterized. The transcript has a single exon. The annotation marks the transcript as partial. The record is from RefSeq and is a predicted model, not a curated record. NCBI's taxonomy places the organism in Eukaryota, Euglenozoa, Kinetoplastea, Trypanosomatida, Trypanosomatidae.